GAUGGAAUUACUAAAGAGAGGAUUUUAAUUUUUGGUUAAGAUACACAGCAAAUUAAUACAUAAAUAUUAUCAACAUAUAUACAGAAAGAGAAAAUUGAAAACAUUCUUGAUGGGAGUAGGUAGAUAUGGAAAUGUAUAAAAUUAUAAGGAUCUUUGUACUUGCUUAGAAGAUUAUCACAAUUGGCGAUGGCAUUGACACCUACAAUAAGAAUAAAUUUACUUGGAAGAUAUGGAGAAGAUUCUUGGGCUGUAGUAACAGGAGGAUCAGAUGAAAUUGGUAAAGAGUUUUGUAUUUAAUUGGCAAAAUAGAAAUUCAAUAUAGCCAUUAUAGGUAGGAAUGCUUAGAAAAUGGAUUAAGUUUGUUUAGAAUUAUAGACACAUGGAGUAUAGACUAAAUUUAUAGUGGCUGAUUUUAAUGAAGGAUAUACAGUUGAUUUUUAUAAUAAAAUCUAUGAAUAGCUUGAGUAUUUAGAUAUAUCAAUUUUGGUCAAUAAUGCUGGAAUAGUAGAAGCUGGACAAUUUGAAUAAAUGAAGAUGGAAGAUUCAUUUAUGAUGUUAAGAGUGAAUGCAUUAUCUACUAUAAUGAUGACUAGAAUCUUAAUUAACAAAUUAUAGAAUAGAAUUAAGAAAUCUGCUGUCAUUACAAUUUCAUCUGGAUUAGCAUAUUUACCUAGUCCAUUUGUAAGUGUUUAUAGUGGAACAAAAGCAUUCACUAAUUAUUUUACUUAAUCUUUAGCUUUGACUUCAAAAAAUACAGACUUUUUAAGUGCAACUCCUUUGGGAAUAAGUACUAAGAUGUUAGCCAAUAGAAAAGGUCCUAAUAUUAUUGAAUCUAAUGAAUUUGUUAAAAAUGUGAUUAAUGAUUUAAGAGAAGGUAAAACACAUAGUUUUGGUUGUUAUCGACAUAGAAGAUAUAUUAAUCAUUUAUUAUGGAGAAAUUAGAAUGUUAGAAAUAAAGCUAAAAUAUCAUUGGGUACCUAUUUGAGAAAUGUUAAUAUAGAAAAAGGAAGAUAGGAAGAAUUAUAAAAAUGAG
Molecule: messenger RNA, 1033 nt
Organism: Paramecium pentaurelia
Lineage: Eukaryota; Ciliophora; Oligohymenophorea; Peniculida; Parameciidae
Source: the annotation of a GenBank genome assembly